Molecule: messenger RNA, 2550 nt
Organism: Limanda limanda (common dab)
Lineage: Eukaryota; Metazoa; Chordata; Actinopteri; Pleuronectiformes; Pleuronectidae
Gene: trim35-28
Product: tripartite motif containing 35-28
Exons: 6
Coding region: 219-1634 (471 amino acids)
Molecular function (GO): protein binding; zinc ion binding
Source: RefSeq, a predicted model, not a curated record
GUUUGCAGAACCCGGAAAAGGGAGCCUCGAAGUUCGGCGCUGUGACAGCAGUGUUUACAAAAAGACCCGUGUGGUUCGUGAGCGUUCUGCUGGACCCGGAACUACUUUGUAUUCCUCUUUGGUGAGAUCAACAAACCAGCGAAGCUUCUACGUGUCACACCGAGUAGUUCUGACUCAGUUCUCAAAACCGAAAGUAAAAAGUGUCGAGGACGAGCAGAAUGGACGAGGACGAGGACGAGGAGCCUUUACCCAUGAAGCAGGAGCUGACCUGCCCAGUGUGCAUGGACAUCUUCCAGGACCCGGUCCUCCUGCCCUGCACCCACAGCCUCUGCAGGAAGUGUCUGCUCGGCUGUCUGCAGGGGAAACGUGGUUGUCCGAUGUGCCGCGAGAAGCUGACGGAGGGACAGGCCAUCUCCAACCGGGUGCUCAGCGACGCCUGCGAGGUCUUCAAGCGGGAGGCCGACUGGCUGCGGAGCCAGCAGCGGCCCGGGGAGAAUAUCUGCCGGAUCCACCUGAAGCCGCUGGAGCUGUACUGCGAGAAGGACGAGGAGCCGGUGUGUGUGGGCUGCUACUCCCAGCACAACACGCACAGGCUGCUGCCGAUGAGAGACGGAGCUCCGCUGUGUAAGAAUGAGCUCAGUUUCAGAGUGGACAUCUUUGAAAAGAAGGUGGAUUCACACAAGAAGAUGAAACUUCUUCUCAACAACACAGUGGAGCACAUCAAGUAUCAAGCUGGGCAGGCGGAGACCCACAUCAAGGAUGAGUUUGAGAGAAUCUACGAAGCACUUCGUACGGAGGAAGCCCGGCGUCUUCAAGCCCUCGUUACUGAGGAGGAGGAGAAGAUUGCUGCCAUAAAGGAGAUGGUUGACAAGACAGACCACGAAGUCGUCGCUCUGAAAAAGCUCAUCGAUACUUUGAAGACGGAAAUGGGCAACGAGGAUCUUAAACUCCUGCAGAAUUUCAAGAAGUUGAAGAAAAAAGCCCAUUGGCCUCAUAAAGACCCUUGCAUCCCUGAUGACUCUCUUUUGAACAUGGGCAAUCAUGUCGGUGAUUUGAGCUUCAAAAUCUGGAAGGCUAUGCAAACCCAUGUCAACCACUAUCCAGUGGUGCUGAACCCAAACACAGCUUCUCCAUGGCUGUCGGUGAGCGAUGACAUGACCAGCGUGAAGGAAAGCUCAGAGCGGCUGACUGUCCCGGACAACCCGGAGCGCUUCGACCCCUGUAUCUUUGUCCUUGGAGCUGAAGGUUACACCUCCGGGAAACACAGAUGGGAUGUUGUUGUCGGGGACAGCCCUAGAUGGAUUGUGGGAGUAUGCCAAAAGUCGGUGGUCCGCAAAAAGAAGUUCACUGUGUCUACGAGCCGCGGUGUGUGGUCCAUAGGCCUCAGCAAAGGGGUGUACAGGGCCCUCGCAACCGAGCGUACAGAGCUGCAGCUGCAGCAGAGUCCAAAGAGGAUUCGCAUCAAGCUAAACAUAGAUAAGGGAGAUGUGUCAUUUUGGGAUGGGGAAACUCAGCAGCAUAUCAUCAGUUUUACACACGCUUUUAAAGAGGAGAUGUUUCCCAUUUUUGGCCCAGGGCUCCAUAGUGAACCUAUGACUCUGGUUCAAGGAAAAAUCGCCGUGCACACUUCAUAAUUGGCUAUGAUACAACAGAGGGAUGAAUUAUUUCACUUUAACCUGGAGAACUGAAAAUAAGAUAUUGAAAAAAAAACUUAUUAGAAAGUGUACUGUGCACUUAUAUUUAAUUAAUAGAGAAAAAACUACAUAAAUUAAAAGCUUCACAAGAAAAGACUGUGAUAAAAGAUGAUGGGGCUAAAGUCGGAAAUAAACAUCUCAAAACUAAGUCAGACAUGUAGCUUAAAAGAUAAUAUGGAACAAACAUAGACAGCGAGUAAAGACAGUCUUUGAUAAUAAACCUCCAAAGCGCUGCAGCUGCAUGACAGUGCACAGAACUGAGAUGUGAUAAAUCAUGUGGGUCAGUAAGCCCAUUUAUAGAAAAGAAAUGUUCCUUAGCUGAAGGAAGCAGCGUUAAGUCAUAUUUUUAAACUUUAUUCUAGAGAGCUUGAGCGAUUUAAAAAGUGAUGGCGGCAGAUGCUGAUCAAAACUGAUACCAGCUCUCAAUAUCAACAAAUAUUUGUGAAAUUAACUAUUUGAAUUUCUUGCUUCCAUAAGUACGCUUGUCUUUGAAUAGUAAGCGCUGUAAGAUUAGGCACAUACUGGAGGGGACAUUAUAGUGGUAGUUAUUUAUCGAUGCAUACAUUUGAUUUUAAUUCUUGUCUCUAUGCUCUGGAAUAUGUGCUUUUACUCAUCGCUCUCCUACUUUUAUAUGCUUUUGUUGAUUAGCCUAGAAUAUUGUGAUAAUCUUUGGGCUUGUUGGUUUUUCGAUAAUCAUAUUGAGUCGCUGUUUAUCACUCACCACAGCGUGGGCAGGGAUGAGUCACGUUCUAGACCGUACUGAGGGAUGAUACACUACUUUGACUGCUCUGAAUCUGCAUGUGCAGAAAACUGUCUCCAUAUUGAACGUGUUCAAUAAAAUAUGAUUCAAAUCAAA